AUGGUUGGCGAUUUUGAUGCCACAACGCUUGACCCUAACCAGGCGUACGUUUCAAUGAUUCUGCCAUCCCCCAUUAGUGAAACGUCCAAAGUAGGUUUCCAGAUCGGCGUUCCUAAACCACUCCCGCGCCCGCCGAUCCACCCCAACAUUCAAUAUGGAUCUACGUCUCCCGUCCCUCCAAAAUACUUCAUUACGCCACGCCCUACAGACACCAUCACGUACAACUUCGCACCCACACGGUCACCUUUGGAUCCAAAUUCUAUGCUGCUGUACCCACCACCGGACAUCAGCGUCGACCAAGGGGCACGGACACCCUACCAUAUAUGCGUUAAUAUGAAUUGUUUCACGCCUUCCUCUCACAUCACCACCAUCAGAAAAUCAUCUUCUGAAGGUGAGUUUGUCGGGGAUUUUGAGAUUGGUCCAAGUAAUGCAAGGAUAUCGAACACCGUGUGUUUAAGAGGACAUGAAUGCUCGAUAAAUGAAGUACUAUCGUCUUCAUCCCGGCUGUUUCAUAGCAAUUGGACAUGGAAAACUGUCGAUGAACAUGAUGCACCCGUGACUCUUUACUGGGAUGACAAUAAUGGCGGAAGUGCCAUAACUUGCUUUCGUUCUAAGGACAGGACAUUGGCCAACCUCCUCGCAAAAUUUACGCCACGCAAUCAGAUGCGAAAGCAUGGGAGGCCGAUUCAGUACCCAAAGCUUGAGGUGACUCCCGACGGGCAUGAUUGCUUCGAAGAUAUCCUCUUCUCCGCUUUGAUUAUCGAACGUAUGCGAACUGACCCACCUGGUAAGAGUUAG
Messenger RNA from Guyanagaster necrorhizus, 798 nucleotides. RefSeq lists its product as uncharacterized. The transcript has 7 exons. The coding region runs from base 1 to 798 and encodes 265 amino acids. The record is from RefSeq and is a predicted model, not a curated record. Lineage: Eukaryota; Fungi; Basidiomycota; Agaricomycetes; Agaricales; Physalacriaceae.